UAUCCCGGUCAUUCGGGGUGGUGUCAGUGCCAUCUUUGGUGUUGGGUUCGGGAUCGGGCGAGGGAACUGAUAUUUCUUCCGUUUGUUGUUUGGAAGCCUGCCCAGCAUCUUCGAUGAUCAUUUCUUCCGUUACAGGCGUGCCGUCAAAUUCAUUCGACUCUUUCAACUGAGUCUCUGGAGUUGCCCAGUUCCAGGUGACGCAGUCCAGGACGAUACGCUCGGGUGGGCUUGGAAGCGCGUGUGACGAGGAAGUGGCCGCGAUAUCAGCUGGUAGAGGUGCGAACGGAUAUGGAUUGAGACGACUUUUCAGGGCCUUUGAUAGAUUCUUCAGUUUCAUGCUAGAUAGAGGAGCUUGCAUGAGUGACAAAUUAUCCUCUAGGUUAGAUACAAGCUGACGCAAUUGUUGGCCAGCAAAACCAUCUUCAAGGCCAGGUAAUGGGAGGAGAUUGUCAUAUAAUUCAUCAUUUCCAUCCAGUACAGCUUCGAGGCAAAACCUGGUGAUGCGCUGACUUCCGAGCAUAGCUGCUACAGAGGCAGUGCGCAGCCACAGAUCCAGAUCGGUGUCCUCCUUAUCCAACGCUUCAGCAAAGUAUGUCAAGGCGCCGCUGAUCUGACUUGAAAUCUGUUGUUGAGUUAUAGGGCCGUGUUCUAGGAUCCAAUGCUGCAUCAUUUCAAGUAGAAAUUGACCGUGAUUUUUGUACGACAGAUGGAGUAUCUGUGGCAGCGUGUUCGGGGCACUUUCGUUUCCGCCUGUCGCCUGCACGGGACCCGCAUCGUCAUCGUCCUGCAAUAUAGUAUCGAAAACCAAGCUAUCUCCAUAGAGCUCAUGGCGCUUGUAUUCCGAAAGCGACUCGGCGUACUUGAAUAUGUCAGAAUCGAAGAGCUCCUUGUAAGCUUCGGCAGUCUUCUCGAACGACGGAGGGCCUUCCGAGUGGUAUUUGAGUGCGGUCUGGUAGAGCUUCAACGCUUCUUCGAUUUGUAUUUCUUUGGUAUCGUCAACCUCAACUUCCUCCUCAUGGUCGGAUUCGACAUUCAGCGCAUUCCAGGUCGACUGGGAGACUGUUAAC
Molecule: messenger RNA, 1067 nt
Organism: Periconia digitata
Lineage: Eukaryota; Fungi; Ascomycota; Dothideomycetes; Pleosporales; Periconiaceae
Source: the annotation of a GenBank genome assembly